Messenger RNA from Trichoplusia ni (cabbage looper), 3658 nucleotides. RefSeq names its product zinc finger BED domain-containing protein 1-like. The record is from RefSeq and is a predicted model, not a curated record. Gene Ontology annotation, molecular function: protein dimerization activity. Lineage: Eukaryota; Metazoa; Arthropoda; Insecta; Lepidoptera; Noctuidae. The transcript has a single exon. Bases 19 to 1635 code for a protein of 538 amino acids.
AACCCACCACUAACGCUGAUGUCGGCCGGAGUGAAAAGAAAAAAACAGCUUCGGCUUUUUGGGUCGGAAAAAACUCAGGAUAUGUCCAUAGAAAAAAUCAGUCGACUUGACAAUGCGGUGGUCAAAAUGAUAGUGCAAGACUAUCAACCGUUAUCAGUUGUUGCCGACCGUGGGUUCCGAAAUUUAGUUUAUGAACUUAGCCCGAAUUAUCAACUACCAUCUCGAAAAACUCUAUCGGAAAAACUUUUGCCAGAAACAUACGCAUUAACUAAAGAAAAGUUGCGAGGUAAGCUGCAAAACGCAAAUUUUAUUUCUAUUACUUCUGACUACUGGAAAGGCAUAAAUGACAGAACUUUCCUUAGCCUAACAGGACACUAUAUUUACAAUAAUAAAUUUAAUACUACGAAUCUGGCUACUAAAGAAGUAACAAUAUCCCAUACUUCCACAAAUACUGCUGCUGCUAUCACAGAAAUAUGUAAUGAUUACCAAAUACUACAUAAAAUAGUAACUGUUGCCACUGACAAUGCUGCAAAUAUGAAAAAAGCAGUGGUAGAAGAUCUCCGUAAGCAUCACCAUCCAUGUGUAGCACACACCUUAAAUUUAACUGUUUGCGAUGCAAUCAAUGAUAACGCCGAACUAGUAUCUUUGUUAACGAAAAGCCGUGCUUUAGUUACACAUUUUAGGGAAAGUUCUGUCUCUGUCUAUAAAUUAAAAACAAAGCAAGCAGAAUUAAACGUACCAGAACUGAAGAUAAAGCAAGAUGUUCCAACUAGAUGGAACUCUGUCUAUAUUAUGAUCGAACGCCUCUUAACAAUAAAGCAACCCCUUACAUUGGCCUUGGCAGACUUAGAAAGGGCUCCAGAAAAUUUAUCAGGCUCUGAGUGGUUGAUACUAAAAGACAUCGUGCCUAUUUUAAAGCCAGCCUUGGAACUAACCAAAUUACUUUCUGGCGAAAAAUAUAUAACGAUGUCGAUCAUUGUUCCAUUAAUAAGGGGUUUGCAAUAUUCCAUGAGCAUGAUUACUCCCGAGACAGAUGUGGGUACACAUUUAAAAAGAUGCUUGACAGAAACAGAUUUUCGCAGGCUUGGCCAACUAGAGGCAAAUAAAAUUGUGGCGAAGGCAGCAUUUCUAGACCCGCGUUUUAAAAAAGCAGGCUUUGGCACUGAAAGUCAUGCUUCUAAUGUUCAACAGUGGGUAAUUGAAGAAUUGAGCCACAUAAUCCAAGACUCGAAUGUGACCACAAGGUCUGAUACCGUUGUACAGACCCCACCCCAACCCACCCCACAGACAGAUGUUCAGUCAAGCACAUUAUUGUGGACAUUUUUUGAUGACAAAGUCGCUCACCAACAGGGACACGACACUCCAAGCGCCUCAGCGCAUAUAACGGUGAAGCAGUACACAGAAACAGGGUUAAUUAACAGGGAAAAUGAUCCUUUAAAAUAUUGGGAAGACCACUCCAAGGUAUUUCCCGGUCUAUAUAAGAUGGCAAUGAAAUAUUUGUCAAUACCAGCCACAUCGGUGCCGUCGGAGCGUUUGUUUUCCAAAGCUGGUCACAUUUUAAGCGACCGACGGAGUCGCUUAACUCCUAAGAAGCUGGAUCAGCUAAUAUUUCUUAGUGAUAAUAUAGAUUUAUAGGUUUUUUUUUACUUUAUAUUUUAAUAAACAUUUUAUAUAAUUUUCGUUACUCUUUGAAAAUAUUACCUUUUACCCUUUCACCUAAUGACCGUACAAUUCGUAACUCAGUCGCUGUAUAGUUCAUUUUUUCUAAGUUGUAAAAACCUCAGCACCUUUUUUAAUUGAUAAUUUGAGUUUAAAAAAAAAAUUGAGUUAUUUAAAAACCAAUAACCGAUUUGGUUUAAAUCGCUUUUCAAAAUAACUUUAUUUAGUUUUUUAAAUGUGCCAAGUGAGAAAAACUAACUAUUAAAGAUUAUCCAUCAAUCAUCGUUAUGUUGAUUCAAAUAGUCGAAUAGCAACUAACUAAUAAACUAAGGAUGCGCGACGACGAAUGAAUUGAUUCAAAUCAUUCGACUUCACAAAUCGUUUAUGUAAGUAAACGUCUGUCAAAUUCGCUGACAUUAGUUACUAAUUUUCGGGCAUCAUUCGAGUUAUUCGAAUGAUUUGUGAAGUCGAAUGAUUCGAAUGAAUUCAUUCGUCGUCGCGCAUCUCUAACGUAAAGCCAGCUAAAUUAAAGUAUUUUGCUGUCACAAUGCCCUUCCAGUAGAGUUUUACUACUUCCCUACAAUUCAGUGCUUCUGAUAAGGUAAAUUCCAAUUCGAGAAAUGGAAUACUGAAGGGACUUGCGUACCGAUGACUUUUUUGUGUCUUACGUAAAGCCAGCUAAAUUAAAGUAUUUUGCUGUCACAAUGCCCUUCCAGUAGAGUUUUACUACUUCCCUACAAUUCAGUGCUUCUGACAAGGUAAAUUCCAAUUCGAGAAAUUAAAAACUGAAGUGCCUUGCCAAAUGAUGAUUAUUUGUUUUCUUACGCAACACCAGAUAUAGUCAAGUAUUUUGCUGUCACAAUUCCCCUACCAAUAGAGCUUUACUACUGCCGUACCGAUGAUUAUUUUGUCUAACGUAAAACUAGCUAAAUUAAAGUAUUUUGCUGUCAUAACUCACUUCCAGUAGAGCUUUAUUACUUGACUACAAUUCAGUGCUUCUAGUAAGAUAAAUUCCAAUUCGAGAAAUGGAAUACUGAAGGGACUUGCAUACCGAUGACUUUUUUGUGUCUAACGUAAAGCCAGGUAGAUUAAGGUAUUUUGCUGUUAUAAUUCCCUCCUAGUAGAGCUUUAUUACUUCCCUACGAUUCAGUAUUUCGGAUAACGUAAAUACCAGUUUGAGAAAUUAAAAACUGAUGUGCCUUGCCAAACAAUUAUAUUCUGUUGUCUCACGCAACGAUAAAGUUAAGUGUUUUGCUGUCACAAUUCCCUUCCAGUAGAGCUUUAUUACUUCCCUAAAAUACAUUACUUCUGAUAACGUAACUACCAGUUUCUAAAUUAAAAUAUAAAGUGUUUUUCUAAUCUAUGGUUAUUUUGCAUCUUACUUCACGCCAGCUUGUUUUCUCUUAUUGGUAGUACUCAGAACAAGCAUUUUGCUGUCAUAACUCACUUCCAGUAGAGCUUUGCCUAAGUUAUGAAAAAAGAAAUAUUCCUGAAAUUCCCACAAAAGAGAAUAUAGUUAUUGAUGAAAUUUUAUUGCCACAAAAUCAAUCCUUGCAAGCUGAAGCAGGGCAAAGAAAUUAUGUGUGUGGUUGGGUCCUGACCAAAUGUUGUUAAAACGAGUAAAUCUUGUAGGCAAAACCUAUUAGAUUUAACCUUUUAACCGCCUACGUCGGAUUAAUCCGACAAAUAUUUUCGGGCCCAUUUCGCCAGAGUCGUAUAUUUACGACCAAAAUAUCACUGCUCGUUUAAUCAGCUUUUUUAUUUAAUUACGCUGUAUUCUAUCAAAAAUAUGUUUAUAUUAGGCAAAUAGUUAACUAAGUAAUCAUUUACAGUUUAAUACACUUUAGUCUCUUAAUUAGAAGUCCUAAAAAUAAUGUCCAAAGUUAGAUGAAUUACUAACAUUAUUUUUAGAAAAUUGUAUUGAUGUGCAACGCCCAUGACGACAAAAUCCGACAUGAGGGACGGGACAUAUGCCAAGAUUUACCGAUACAAAAAUAAA